This is a messenger RNA of Folsomia candida, 2332 nucleotides long. Its product is annotated as probable ATP-dependent RNA helicase DHX35. NCBI's taxonomy places the organism in Eukaryota, Metazoa, Arthropoda, Collembola, Entomobryomorpha, Isotomidae. Gene Ontology annotation, cellular component: intracellular anatomical structure; catalytic step 2 spliceosome. Gene Ontology annotation, molecular function: RNA binding; ATP hydrolysis activity. Bases 90 to 2210 code for a protein of 706 amino acids. The record is from RefSeq and is a predicted model, not a curated record. The transcript is spliced from 12 exons.
UUGGUGCGGCGGGAGCGGGAGCUAAUGUUUUUCGUUCUGAUCGGUUUGGUUUCAAAGUGCCAAUUUUAAUUUACCAUAAGGCCUUCCCUAUGGCUUAUCACAGCAACUCGUCAAAUAGAUCUGGGGGAAGUGGGGGAGGAAAACCAAGGCUAAACUUUUUAAAACCAGCCGAUGAUGCCUCCUGGGAGGAAGAUAAGCCCGAUAUUGACCCAAACAAUGGGACGACCUUCAUAUUCAACCCUUUUCUGUCCUUAUCGCUGGACCAGCAGAAGAAAAAGUUGCCCAUUUAUCAAAAUAAGGAUCACAUUCUGUACCUUUUGCAACAAUACCAGACCCUCGUCCUCGUGGGAGAAACAGGCUGUGGGAAAAGCACACAAGUUCCGCAGUACCUGUUGGAAGCUGGGUGGGGGAUGGGCGAGAAGAUGAUAGGCAUUACUCAGCCUCGCCGCGUGGCUGCGACUUCCCUCGCUUCCCGUGUCGCGGAUGAGAUGGGGGCCGUGCUUGGCGACGAAGUCGGAUAUGCGAUCAGAUUCGACGAGAAAUUCAACCCCAAAACGACCAAAGUGAAGUAUUUGACGGAAGGGCUUUUAAUCCGGGAGAUGAUGAGCGAUCCUCUGCUUCGACAAUAUUCAGUCAUCAUGCUGGACGAGGUUCAUGAAAGAACUGUCAAUAGUGACAUCCUGAUGGGACUCCUUCGUAAAAUAUUAAAGGCCAGAAAGGAUUUAAAACUCAUUGUGUCAUCGGCUACAGUUGAUGCAGAGGAAUUAAAACUCUUUUUCGAGUUGAAAAGCAAAAAGUCCAAAGAUCGUAAAACUAAGGAAACUUCCGUUAUAUUGAGUGUCAGUGGACGAACUUAUCCUAUUGAAAUAUGCUUCAGUAUUGAUCCGGUACCUGAUUAUGUCAAAGAAUCUGUAAAUACUGUUGUGAAAAUUCAUGAACGUGAGGACAGGGGUGAUAUACUAGUCUUUCUCACUGGCCAAGAUGAAGUCGACACUGCAGUUAGUCUUUUAAUGCAACACAGUACUACCAUGAAAGAACGUGGGGGAUUAGAAAUGACCGUUUUGCCAAUGUAUGGGUCUUUACCUGCUCGUGAUCAACUCAAGGUUUUCCAGUAUCCACCAAAAGGACAUCGGAAAGUGGUUGUAUGCACGAACAUUGCGGAAACAUCGAUAACAAUUUCCGGUAUCGUUUAUGUGGUGGACUGCGGAUUUGUAAAAAUGAGAUGGUUCAACCCCGAAAGUUUUACUGACUCUCUCGUAGUCGUUCCAACUUCCAAAGCAUCUGCUGAACAACGAGCAGGUCGAGCAGGAAGAACAAAACCGGGAAAAGUUUAUAGGCUGUACCCAGAGCACGAGUAUGAAAAACUUCCUACUGCAACUUGCCCUGAGAUUCAGAGGAAUGAUUUAGCACAGACUGUACUUCAAUUAAAAGCAUUAGGGAUUGAUAACAUUGUUAGAUUCAACUUUCCAUCACCACCACCUGCAAAAAACCUUAUUUGUGCCGUUGAGUUAUUAUAUGCCUUGGGAGCAUUAGAUUCUCGAGGAAAUCUCACUUCCCCUUUGGGAGAGCAAAUGUCAGAGUUUCCGUUGCCUCCCACAUUUUCAAAAAUGCUGUUAACCUCAGGCGAAUAUGGUUGUGCCGAAGAGAUUACGACAAUUGCUGCCUUACUCCAAGUUGAAACCGUUUUCCAAGCUCCGUGGGGUCAAAAUGCAAUGAAAGCUAGGAUGACAAAGCGGAAGUUUGAAGUGGCCGAAGGUGAUCUCUUGACCCUGUUAAACGUCUACACUGCAUACAUGGAAGCUGGAAAGACAAAACAUUUUUGCUCACAAAACUUUUUACACUACAAAAGACUACGACGAGCGGAAGAAAUAAAAAAACAAAUGCUCAAAAUGCUACAUCGCUUCAAAGUACCUAUCGAAUCUUGUAAAGGAAUAAUUGAACCAAUCAUUAAAUGCAUUUGUGCUGGGUUUUUUCCUAAUGCUGUCUACCUCCAUCAUUCCGGCUAUCAUAGAACGGUUCGUGGGGAUUUGCCCGUAUUUGUCCACCCGACUUCUUUAUUGUAUACCCUUCCCCAACCCCAGUGGUUAUUGUUCACUGAAAUUAUUCACACUACGCAUAUCUACAUGAGAGACCUCACCGUUGUUCAACCCCAAUGGCUGGAAGAACUGGCACCUCAUUUUUACAAAAAGACAACCGAAGUUGGGCAUUAGUUUGCAUGUCUGAUACUACGAAAUGUUUAGACAUGAUUCCAGUCGCUAAUAGAUUUUUAUUUAUUGUUGAAUUCUAUUUUGAUGAAUUUUAAUAAAUUUUUAAUAACAAAUAUAAUAACAUA